AUGACGUCUGGUCGAAGCAGCAUUAAAUAUCAUAUCAUACAGCAGGGAGAAAGACUGGAUGAGACCAGGAAGAAAAUAUUGUGUCCAAAGUUAACAAGAUAUAAGUUAUUGGCUAUUGUGUUUAUUUUAGUGGUAACUGUAUUCUGUAUUGUUAUAUCCAAUAGUCAGUUACAUUUUUUACGUGGAAAUUCAGUUUGUUUAUCAGGGAAUUCGUCAAAUCAUAAAGAACGUUUAGAGCACCUGCCUCAUACUAAACGUCGUCUACCUCAGUGUAUUAUUAUUGGAGCACGGAAAGCAGGCACCAGAGCUCUACUUUCAUUUUUAAACAUUCAUCCAGAUAUACAGGCAGUAGGGCGAGAGUUACAUUUCUUUGAUUUUGAUGAGAACUAUGAACUUGGGUAUGAUUGGUACCGUAAGAAAAUGCCUUAUACUUAUAAAACUCAAUUAACUAUAGAGAAAACACCAUCUUACUUGGUAGAAAGUGUUGUUCCAGAACGUGUCUAUGCCAUGAACUCGUCCAUUAAACUAAUACUCAUAGUGAAAGAUCCAGUAGAACGUACCAUAUCAGACUAUGCUCAAUUCCGUGAAAAUAAAAUCAUUCGUCACAAGCCAGUGAUACCUUUUGAGAAUUUGGUGAUAGAUGCAGACACUGGAGAUAUCAAUCGUUCAUAUAAUGCUGUUCGAAGGUCAAUAUACUGCAGACAUUUACAAAAAUGGUUGAAAUAUUUUAGUUUUGAUCAAAUUAAAAUUGUGGAUGGUGACAAUUUAACUAGAGCUCCAUGGAAAGAAAUUCGUAAAGUGGAAUCCUUUUUAGGUAUCAGUCAUGAAAUAACCAAGAGUGACUUUGUUUUUAAUGUGUCACGAGGUUUUUAUUGUAUUAAAAAUGACGAUGCAUCAGAAAAGUGCUUAUCACGUUCCAAAGGUAGAAAACAUCCCAGCAUUCAGCCAUGGAUUAAAAAUAAACUACGUGCAUUUUUUCAUCAGUUUAAUUUGAAAUUUUAUCGAUUAACUGGUCGAGAUUUUGGAUGGGAUGACUCGUAUUAUGAAGAUGAAGAAGAAGAAGAAAAAGGGCAAGAAUGA
This is a messenger RNA of Lottia gigantea (owl limpet), 1080 nucleotides long. RefSeq lists its product as hypothetical. Bases 1 to 1080 code for a protein of 359 amino acids. Gene Ontology annotation, molecular function: [heparan sulfate]-glucosamine 3-sulfotransferase activity. Lineage: Eukaryota; Metazoa; Mollusca; Gastropoda; Lottiidae. The record is from RefSeq and is a predicted model, not a curated record. The transcript has a single exon.